AUGGAUCAGUCAACACCGGCGGGGUUGGCACUGACGGAUGGAUAUCUGGACGACGUCCACUCCAUCUUCGACAAACACAACCACUCUAUCGUCCUAGUGGAGAAGUGCACAAUGAUGUGGAUGGGGAUUUCUCAAACACCAACUGAUCAUGACUUCCUCGUCCGAGACUCUCAGCUUGAGGAUAUUCUUACCGCAUUCCUUGCUUGGGAAGAGUGGGAACAAGUCGAACAAGACCCAUCAACCUGUUACAAUGAUCCCUGGGUGAAUCAAGUCCCCAGGUUUCGACGCUCGGUGCGAGAACCUGUUCACAUCAGUCUCUGGCCGGAAAAGAUCUACUCCCUCUCAGUGGACAAUGGACCUAAAAUCCAGGUGCCCAACGUGGUCACACGGUGGGAUUGA
Molecule: messenger RNA, 399 nt
Organism: Paracoccidioides lutzii Pb01
Exons: 2
Coding region: 1-399 (132 amino acids)
Source: RefSeq, a predicted model, not a curated record